Messenger RNA from Colletes gigas, 3917 nucleotides. RefSeq names its product nicotinamide/nicotinic acid mononucleotide adenylyltransferase 1 (gene Nmnat). NCBI's taxonomy places the organism in Eukaryota, Metazoa, Arthropoda, Insecta, Hymenoptera, Colletidae. Bases 1 to 3543 code for a protein of 1180 amino acids. The record is from RefSeq and is a predicted model, not a curated record. The transcript has 5 exons. Gene Ontology annotation, biological process: NAD+ biosynthetic process. Gene Ontology annotation, molecular function: nicotinamide-nucleotide adenylyltransferase activity; nicotinate-nucleotide adenylyltransferase activity.
AUGCUGAGAACAAUUUCUCAACUGACUACUGCAGUUGCACAGUCUCAAGUAUGGCUGAAACGUCAGCCAGUGUGCAGCUUGUAUCGUGUAGUUGGUUGUUACGGUAGUCAGUGUAACGAUUUAUCUCGUGUUAUAACGUAUCUUCCUAAAUGUCUCGUGUUUUACCUGUACAAAACUUCGAGAGAAAAGCUUAAGCGGUCCGGUAAUACUGCUGUCAGCACAUGCAGCGAAGUAGAAGGAGAAGAAAUGGCACCGAUGCGUGUUAUUCUUAUGUCGUGUGGCAGUUAUAACCCUCCAACCAAUAUGCACCUAAGAAUGUUUGAAAUUGCCAGAGAUCAUCUCCACCGAAUGGGAACGCAUAUUGUGGUUGGCGGUGUUAUAUCUCCUGUACACGACGCAUACGCAAAGAAAGAACUCGCAAGCGCAUCUCAUAGAUGCGCUAUGUUAAAAUUAGCUUUACAUAACAGCGAUUGGAUUCGGCUGAGCAGUUGGGAAACUAGACAAAAUGGUUGGACGAAGACGAGAAUUAGUUUACAGCAUCACCAAAACUUAUUGAACUCUGUGUUAUUCGAUUCCAAUAAUGCCAAUCACUUGCCAAUGGAAGAUCUGGAAUGGAUACCAGAAAAUGUGAAAAACAGCUCUGACCGUACUCCUAUCCAAAUUAAAUUAUUGUGCGGUGCCGACUUGUUAGAAAGUUUCGGGACCUAUGAUCUCUGGGCAGAAGAAGAUAUUGAUGCGAUUGUCGGUGAACACGGUCUUGUGGUUAUUACCAGAGAGGGUUCUAAUCCUAAUAAAUUUAUAUAUGACUCGGAUAUUCUCUCCAGGCAUAUGCACAAUAUAUACAUAGUUACUGAAUGGAUUCCAAAUGAAGUUAGCUCAACUAGGAUACGAAGGGCGCUGAAGCGAGGCGAAAGUGUCAGAUAUCUCCUGCAGGAUGCUGUGAUCGAUUACGUCUAUAAACACGAGAUAUACGAUGCGAAGACAACGGCGCCGACAAUUAAGUUGGAACUGACCUCGCCGAACGCGAAUAAUUACUUGACCAUUGAUUCCAAGUAUCAAAGCACCUUUCUCACGCCGUCGCCUAGCGACGUAACCAUGGACUCCCCGAGUCCGAUCGAAAUUAUAUCCAUCGACGUACCCGACACGGUGCUCCGUAAGAAUAUCCAGAACGCGACGAACAUGGCCGCCCGUCACGGCGGCCUCGAGGAGGCGCGCGAAAAAUUUAUAAACGCCCUAGUCGCCGAGAACGGCAACGCCAAACACAUGACCACCGCGAAGGCUACGUACCCGGGUCUCGCGAAACAGAUCAUCGCCACCGAAACCGGCGAGUCGCAGAUCCUCGACGAGGUAGGUUUCGUUGACGAUGACGGAAAGGUUAGGAAGGUCGUGAGGGUCCAGCCCUGUCCUAGCCAGGUAGAGCAGGUGUCCUCGAGCGUCGUGGCGCCCGUCGAGCGGGACGAGACCGUGAAAAUCGACGUCGAGGCGAAAGGCGACGAGGGCAAAGGUCGAACGACGCUCGAGGACGACGUAGGAUUAAGUAUAGACAAAGAUACCGAUAGCAAGUCGUUGUCGCCGUCGAGCCCCUCGGUGACGUCCGCCAUUGACAACAGCGGGCGACACGAGUGCGCUCUGUCGGACUUCAGCGUAGACAAGGAGAAUUACAGAUUGACGAGAUACGGUUUAGACGACGGUACGGAGGACGAGGUCCGAGAACGAAACGAGGAUUUGAGGUUAGGCACGGAGCAGUCCGGUUCGAACGAGUCGAGCCAAAGGAACGACGUGGUCGGGCAGGACUGUUUCCAAAACGACGCCGUACGAUGUUCCAACACCCAGGUGUUGGUUCUAGUCAGCGCCAUGAUACACAACCCUUUCGAGAAAGACGGUACAUUGAUCUUGGAGGAGAACGGGGUGCAGGGUAAGGGCGAGAUUACGAUAUACAAGGGCGAGUCCGACAAGCUCAGUCUGCUGGUGCAGCCGUCUGUGCCGUCUGUGAAUAACGAGAGUUCGGUCGAGAUCCAAGAAAUAGUCGAGGAGACAGCGAAGAAAGAGGGUACGGAUGAUCCUUCCAGCUUGGACAAAUCGUCCAAGCGGGACGUCAGCCUCGAGAUAGAUGGUAAGUAUCUGAAGUCUGUCGUCAACUCCCGCAAGAGUCCCAGGAAGACCAAAAACGGCCAGAUGCGGGUGUACAGCGAGAACGAGGAGGGCAGAACCGAGAAAGAGUGCACCGAUUCGUACACCCAGUCGGAGGAGACGUUCUACAAAACGUUGUCCAAGUCCUCGUCGAGGACGAAGAGUCCCAGAGAGGGGAAGAAAGUCCACGAGUCUUCCUCGCGUCGAAACUACGCGCCCCUCAAAGGAAGCCUCGACUCGGUAAUGGUGACCAGCGACCCCAGAACAACGUCCAGGCGAAGGUCGAGAGCCGACGACUCGUUCUCGAAGAAGUCCAAGAGCUACGAGUCGAUAAAGAUAAUCCAGGAGGCGUGCUACGAGGACCCAUCCAAGGCGGACAGCACGUCGCAACUGAUCACGGCGAACGAGCUGGACAUGCAAACGGACGAGUAUUGUUCCGUCUGCUGUUACGUGAACGAGAUGUCGCUGAGGACGGAGGAGGCGCUGGGUAGCCCCAGCCAGGAGAAUUUUUACACGUUGCGUUCGAAUUGCAGCUCCCUGGGCGACGAGGACUCGACCGAGUGCGACAUCUGUAGUUCGUGGAACCUACAAGAGUCCACCGACGCGCUCGACAGGAGGAUCAUCGCCUCGACGACCGACUGCGACCAGCUGUGCGAGGUAUGCGAGGUCUGCGGUGAGAUUUGCACCGCGUUCAAUCCCGAGGAGGCGAUAUUCUCGGCGCGUGAUGCCCCCCUCCACGGCAGAACGCUCGAGUCGUCCUCGAAGAGUCUUCCGAAAGAGGCUUCCAGAAUCGUCGACAGCGCCAUCUCUUAUCCUUCGUUGGACGACGACAGUUUCGAGAUCGAGAACUGCGGUCUGCAGAGCGACCGGGACGCCGAGAAACACUCGUCGAAGGCUCUGAACUUGUUCGAUCCGUCUGCUGUCGGUAAGAAGUCGCGUGAGCAGUACUUCAUCCCCAAGGACGAGAUAGCGAUCCUGUCCAGCGGGGCCAGGCGAAUCAGUCGCAAGGCGUCGUUGAUGAAGAAGAAGCCAGAUGACUCUGCGAUCGUUUCUCAAGACAAACGACGUUACUCGUCGGUGGACAAUCUUCAGCUGGCGAAAACGUCCAGCAGGAUGAACGACAAGGUGCUCAGGCCUAGGAACAGCAAGCUGAUCGGCUCCGCCGAUAACAUACGCGCCUCGAGGACCUCCAGGCGGUGCAAGUCGCUGCAGAGGUCCGCCGAUAACGUGCGUUACGUGGACUCGUCUACGGACAACCUAGACUCCCUGAUAGAGGGCCUGGAUAGAGAGGACGAGGGCCAGGACUCUGUCGAGUGGAUGGAAAGACCGAACAUCAGGGACAACGAGACGGUGAAGAUGAUCCUGACGAAGCACGGCAUUAAGAUCAUCAGCGAGAAGGAGACCGCCCUGUAAUCCGGACGAGUUUCAAAGCAGACGAACAAUCAACGAAUAUUUGAGAGAGAAACGACUCGUUGGGGAGACACGCUCACAUUAGUUUGGAACAGAGUCCGCGAAUUAGCUCUCGAACUCUCGUUAGGUCACCUGAAAACUUUUAGCAGACUCGAGACACAGUCGCCUUCGAGGGAUACCGAGAUUUUUCACUUGUACGAUAGCCUAGACGACGAAAUACGUAUCUCUGUAUAUUUCACGCGAGAGGAACGCCAAAGAUGUUACGAUUAUAUACCGCUCCAUAGAUUCUAUUUAAUUAAAGUCAUUUCCCGCGACGAGAUUUUUGGCGCUGCGAACGAAAGGACGAAAUCUCGAAGCGUAUUACUAAGCCGCACACG